This is a messenger RNA of Cryptosporidium ubiquitum, 2274 nucleotides long. RefSeq lists its product as uncharacterized. Bases 1 to 2274 code for a protein of 757 amino acids. NCBI's taxonomy places the organism in Eukaryota, Apicomplexa, Conoidasida, Eucoccidiorida, Cryptosporidiidae. The record is from RefSeq and is a predicted model, not a curated record. The transcript is spliced from 2 exons. Gene Ontology annotation, cellular component: endoplasmic reticulum membrane. Gene Ontology annotation, biological process: maintenance of protein localization in endoplasmic reticulum.
AUGUCUAAAAAGCUCAAGAAUAGUACUCAAAAGUUAAUUGUAAAGAGUGAAAUUCUCAAUAAUGAGGAUUCUGAAAAGUCUAAUUUAGCUGCAAAUAACCACAUUGAAAAUAAAGUCUCAACAUACAAAGAGAUACUAAUGAACGAAAAUUCUUCAGGGAAUGAUAAAAGUGGUAAUGAUGUUUUUAAGUUAAUUAAUCAUCAAGAAAAUUGUCUCAAACAUUUAGAAGAAGAAAAUAAUAGUGUUAGUAAUUUUAGUAGUAGUAAUGAAGAACAUAUUGAUGAUUUAAAGGAUUAUGAUCAAAACGGGAUUAAAAUGGAUAAUAAUAUUAUAUCAUCUUUGGAGUUUAUUUGGUCUGAAAUCAGAAGCGAAAAUGCACUUGAAAAAAAAGAUAUUGAUUAUUUUGAAAUUGAUGAACAUAACUUAAAUGAUCGAAUACCUAAAAAUAUUUUAAAUGAAGUUUAUCAAGUACCUAAAAAAUUAGAGUGCCUCCUUAACUUCUCAAUGCUGCUUUGUUUUGAUACAAUUCUAUAUGAUUUAACAUUUUUACCAAUUAAUUCAAUUAUAGCCUUAUUGAAAUUCGUUUUAUUGUUAUUAUUUAACAUUAUUAAUAUAUUUAUUUUUCUUAUUACAGGAAAUUCAAAUUAUUUUCAGAAUACCUCAAUAAUUCAAAGGACUUGGAAUUAUAAUAAUUCUGAAGAAAAUAUUGGUAGUAAUUAUUCUAUUGAUUCAAAUUCCUGGAAUCUUAUUCAAAAAAGUGGUAAUAGAGAACACAAUAAAACAGGUGAUUUUAAUCAUGAAUUAAUCGAGAAUUCUAGUGUUGAAUAUAUAUUCGACGAUAAACAAGUUAAAAGUAAAAGUUUGAUUAAUAUUCCAGAUUAUGAAAAUAAAUUAAGAUUUAGACUCAAUUUCAAAAGUAAAGAUGACGGAUUUCUUGGAAAAAAUAACAACUUUUUACCACAAAUUAAAAACCAUAUUCAUUCAUUUAGAAUGAAUGACCAAAGAUCAUCUUUAGAAGAAUCUGAAUUACAAUCUAUUACAGCUUCUGAUAUAUUCUAUGAUGAAAUUAAUAAUGGCCUUAUCUACAAUAAAAAAAAAGAAGAUUUUAAACCAUUUUUAAGUAUAGAUAUUGGCAAUUAUUUUAAAUUUACUGCUAUAGAGUUAACUGAUUUAUCGAGAUUCUUGGUUUUAAUAUUGUCUAUUUGUAUUUUUAGCAGGGUUGAUAUUUCAUUUUUUUACCAUUAUAUUAGAGGACAAGGAUUACUAAAACUAUAUUUUAUUUUUAAUAUGCUGGAAAUAUUCGAAAAAUUAUUUAGAUCUUUUGGAAGAGACUUAAUUGAUACAUAUUUGGAAUCAAAUAUUAAGUUCUUUACAUAUAUUGGAUUUGUAAACGGGAAUUAUCAACAAGAAAAAAAUCAAUUAGGCUUUUUAAAUUUACUCAUUAAUUCAUUUUCAAAGUACUUUAUGGUAAUAAUUUACUUAUUAAUUCACUGUACUAUUCAUAUGAUAAGGGGAUUAGCUUUAAAUAUCUCACUGAACUCAUCAGAAUAUACAAUGUUUCUCAUUGUAAUAAAUAAUAACUUUGCAGAAAUUAAAUCAACAGUUUUUAAAACCUAUCAUUCAAUCUCUUUAUUUACCGUUUCCUGUUCGGAUACUAUUGAAAGAUUCCAGCUUUUAUAUGAUGGAUGUAUUUUAUUUAUUAGAAUGUAUUCAAAUGCAAGGCUCUAUACAGAUUCAAUUUUUUCUUCAGUAAUUACAUGGGUUGUAUCUGUUUAUUUAGUAGAAAUCAUUGUUGAUUGGUUUAAACACUCUUUUCUUGUUAAAUUUAAUAAGAUUAAUUCAAAUUGUUAUUGCAGCUACUUAGAUACUUUGAUAGGAGAUAUAUUACUUUCAAGAGGUUCUGAUCAAGCAUUUCAAUAUUUAAUGAUCGACUAUAACAAGAAAAAUUUAGAAGAAAAUAAUUCUUUUGAGAAAUUGAUUAAUAAAAAUACAUUGAAUAGUAGUAAAUUCAAUAAUCAAUUUAACAACACAUCUUCUAUCGGUAACUUAACCAGACAAAGCACAUACUCUUUUUUAAGAGGGAAUACUAUAGGAUUAGAACCAGAUGUUUCUUUACUUCAAAAUAAGGAUGAAGCUAAAAUAAAAAAAAUAAAAAAUGAAAAUUCUCACAGAAUUGAAUCCAAAAUUUCUAAUAAAGAUCCCGUAUUUAUAUCAAAGAAAUUGAGAGGUAUUUAUGCAUUUCCUUACAUAAUUACAUUCAGCUCUAUGUAUUAA